Messenger RNA from Cuscuta europaea, 3094 nucleotides. The record is from the annotation of a GenBank genome assembly. Lineage: Eukaryota; Viridiplantae; Streptophyta; Magnoliopsida; Solanales; Convolvulaceae.
GUUUGAGACGAUGGUGGCAGAUUGCCUGGCGUGGGACCCUUGGAAUAGGCCCACUGUGAGUGACCUUCUCAAUCAUGACUUCUUCCACAAGAAAGGGGUGACGAGGUCGGCCUUGAAGUCGCACUUUCAGGACGCUGUGAUUCAAAUGGAGGCGGUCAAAGGCCUCAAGAAUAUGCUGCGUGUUGCUGCCCCAGAUUUUAGGAGGCCCCAAUCUCAGAUUUCAAUCCCUGGCAUUACUGCAAGUUUUGAUUUGAAUCUGGAUCCCCAGUCAACCCCUAGGAGGAGGCCCGAGUCGCAGAUUACAAUCCCUGGCCAUCCCGGCCGCGGCGGCUUCAUAGAUUUGGAUCUCGAGUUCUUGGCCGUUGUGUUCCCUAGCGUCCCUGCAUUGACUGAUGUCCCGUUGAAGUUGCGUUACAAGAGGAAACUAACUUUCGACAGGGAGGAGGAUGAAGAAAGAAAAAAGACAAACACUCAAGAGGCAGAAUCUGGAGUUAUGGAUGGUGAGGGAAUGUGGCGAAACAGCUUACGAGAAAUAAGUAGUGCCUCCCCCGACAACUCCUGGAUGGAUGUAGAUCAUUACAAUGAUGCUUAUGAUGAUAGUGAUCAUUUUGCUUCCCCACCAUCUCCUCCUCCACUGACGGAGUACCUGGUGGAUCCUGAUAACCUGAUUGUGUACCGGAUCAUGUCCAUGGAUCCAAUCGGAACAUCCUCCCUUGGCAAACUUCCUGUUUACAGGGUAGCGUAUUCAGAAUGUGAGCACAACCCUUACCAUAGACAGUUUGUUUACAACGACUUCUCUUUGGCCAAGAUAGUGAACUCCCGUUCUAACCCGGAUGUUUACAGGCGGUUGAAGAAUGAGCUGGAAUCGAAAAACAAUAAGCUUCAGAAAGAUCAUGAGAACUUGUUGCAAGUGGAAGGUUUUUUCCUCGACCCGGAAUCCUGCGAUUACUGCAUCGUGAUGGCGUAUGCUGAAUGGGGCUCCCUCCAAUCAAUCAUGGCCGAACAUUUCCCGCUCGGCCUUCCAGAGACAUUCAUUUCUCUGAUUCUGAGAUCAGUUCUGGAGGUGGUUUGUUUUCUUCAUCAGCGCAAAGUGUUCCACGGAGAUAUCAGUGCGGGCCAUGUUUAUUUGAAGAGCGGACCCAAUAUCAAGAUGGGCUUUGGAGCCACAGUUUAUGAUCACGGGGUCUCGAAUCUGGAGUGCUCAUCAUCCUGCACAUUGCCCGAGACUGACAUCUCGCACUGGGCAGCUGCACCAGAGGUGUACAACCAUGAGAUGAAGAACCACCGGAGCACUGAGGAAAGUGACGUGUGGCUGGUGGGAAUCAUGGCCCUGGAAUUGGCUUAUGGAGGGAUUAGAGUCCCGAGCCGUGAAGCCCUUGAGGUGAUGAGCAGGGAGAUUCACGAGAAGAGAAAACUUCCCAAGAGGUAUCCGCCUGCCCCGCAAGGCUUAGAUCAGCUGCAGCAGCUCACUCGUGAGGUGGAAGGGAAGGGAAAACAGAUAGCGAUGGAGGAAGAAGAUUAUGGCGAUGGUUCAUCAGAGGAAAGAUCAUUUUCCAGGGAAUUUGAGAAGAUAGUGGCAGAUUGUCUAGCCUGGAAGCCGUGGGAAAGGCCAAAUGCUCGUACCCUUUUGAAGCAUGAAUUCUUUGCAGUGAAAGGGAUUGAGACGUCUGAGCUGGAGUCACACUUUGAGGAUGUUUUGAUUGACAGACUUCGCAAGUAACUGAUAUAUAUAAAAGUAAUGAUGAACUCCUCAAAGUUAAAAGUAACAGUUUUGUCAAAAGCUAAUAAGGUCGACAGGACAUAAUAGUGUAAUACUCAUUAGAUUCUCAGUUGUCAAUUGGUCAUCUGACUCAUCUCCCAGACAAUGCAUUUGUACUUGUGCAGCCAUAGAUUUUUCCACUUUCUUCCAUAGAUGCAAUGAUUAGUACACUCUUGAUUCUGUCCUUGCAGUUAGUAGUGUGCCACCAAAACUCCAAUAAAGGGACUCAGGCAGUAGUGAUUGUUCCGUACACCGCCCUCAAUUCAUGCACGAUAUAGAGUCCCGCUUCCUCUCGUCUAAUAACCUGUUAUAUUGAACCAUAACCCACCCCCUCUGGGCCAACACGAUGUCCACAGACAAAGUGGUGUAGUAAAUACUGAGCCAGCAGAAACACCUAAGAGGCAAAAAUCUAGGAUAUAUUCUUUUCCACUGAUACCCAUAUCAGCUGGGCCGAAUUCAAGGGGAACCUUAGUGAGACUUGCAUCAACAAAUUACGAAUAAAAUCCUCUAUUCUAGGAUAGGAAUACCGAAUGAUCUAAUAUCACCUAUCUCUUUCCUACCGUUUUAUUUUUCCACUUAUUUUCCACCGCGCUGCAAAUUUUCUCCACCGACUUCUUUCCUUCUGUUGCCGUAGGGGAAUGGUGGUACUGAAGGCUGGACCACAUUUUCUGAGGUCUUGAAGACGGACGGAGAACACGAGAGAAAAUUUUCUCAUUACCUUCUAAUAAUUAAAUAUGGGGUAUUUAUAGAUACCCAAAACACUCUAAAGAACUCUAGAGUCCUAUACAAUUAGAAAUCUGCCACUAAGUUGGAAACCUAUUCCAAAGCUACCAACCGAUUCCAACACUAAUACUACUUUAGUAAUAAUAAUUAAUAAUAACAAUACCCAAUGAAUAAUUAAAAUAAAUACUGGAUCCUAAAGUAUGUAGUCCUGCAACUUAAAAUUGCUUCGGCGAAGCCUCUUACUUUGACUAUCGUGCUCAUCAUUUAGCCGCAUGCUAGCCCAGUUAAUGCCUUCUCCUUACCUUUUCCCCAUAUGACACUACGAAAGGAGUCACAAUUUUCCAAGCCGCAAUCUAUUUCUGCCUUCUCCUAGGAUGCAAAGUUGUGGUUAUGAGGGAGAGAUACGGAGGAGACCUAACUUAUCAUGUCAAAGACCAACAGCUCAACUCUUCGUGUAUCCAUAUUUAUGCUCAUACACAACGCCCCCAAUAUGUAUUACUGUAGUUAAGAAUUUGAUGUAAUUAGUAUCCAUGCUUAUGAAUCUUAUUUUUGAAUUUACUUAAUUUAAGCUAUGGCCUCAAUAUCUGCUAUGAAGGAACCGAUCUUUAAGCU